GAGAGCAUUGAGCAGAUGCAAUAUUGCAAGUUAGAGUGAACAGUUCGCUAACUUCACUCUAGUUAGUUUAAUUACUGUUCUUUGGUAGUACUUUGAGUUUUAGGGAUAUGGUGUGCGUGCAUAUAAAAACCACACAUAUGUAUGCCCAACGAAGUGAAUUUCAGUAAAGUCAUUGAAAGAACUUGGAAACUGCCUGGUGAUUCUCUGCAAAUAAGUGUCAUCACACACAGUUCUGACCGACUGUCUGCAGCGUUUCGAAUCAAUCCGAAUUAGUGUCUACAACUAAAACCCCUCUAUUUCAGCUUGACACAUGCACAGAGUGUUAGAUGGUGCUAUAGGAUGUAUAAUCAAGCUUGAAAUCAUGAAAAAGUCUUAUUGAAGAGAAAAAUGGCUUAAACAUUACUGUUCAAUGUAAACUUUGCCUUACAAAACAUAAAGAUGCUGUAAGCGAGUUUAGCUGCUCUGGAACUUUCAUUAGACUGAGCCGUUGAAUUGGUCAUAAAUUGGCGGCGGUAUGGCAGAAAUUGCUGUUUGGGGAAAUAUUAGUAUGCUAUCCCAAACUCAGCCAUAACCCUUCAGCUUAGGUGAGACUACAAGGUUAGCCUAAAAUAGCAUAAUGUGGCAAACAGACAUUAUAUAGACCUUGUUCACGGUAGCGUCAUCUUUCAUUUUUAAUGGGAAUGACAACGAGGCUGUGAGGGAUAGACUAACCAUCUCUAUAAUGGCACAGACAGUAUAAAGCUGUAAAAAGCUCCAAGAUCACAUUUGAUUUUCCACAACUCAUGUUGUCUGGAGUUUUUUGUCUACUGAAUGUUCUUGGAAAUAUGUUUUUUCCAGUGUUUUGUCUGCGGAACGAUCCAAAAACACUUUAAACUGCAGUACAUUCCUCACAGUCUCGUUGUCAUUCCCGUCAAAAAUCAAAGAUGGUUUUAUGUUGCAUAUCUAACAGAGAAUAUUUAGCAGAGAUAGGCCACUUCUAUUAAAAAUGAAUGGGAGAAAUUGAAACGCUCAACCAAGCAGCUCAGCUGAAGUAGAGAGAAAGUCCCGCCUUACAGUUAAAAGAGCCAAUCACAUUUUAAAUACAUACAUUACCUGUCAAUCAACUUUGGAAAGCGCAUGCGUAUUAGCUAUACAAGCUGGAAAAAUUGCGUUUUUUCAGCGUAAUAUGAUAUAAAGAAUCACAAUUAUGACCCCAUUAUUGUAAAAUAUCAGUGCUGAUUUGAAAUAUGUUGUUUGAUCGUAAUCUUGACAAACCGUUUCAGAGAGUCCGGUCGUUCUCCAUUUAAGUAGCUAGGAGCUGCACUUGCAUGACUGGAAAUAGCCUCCCAAGAACAUUCCCACCAGGGGACUGAUUUGCUUAAAAGACUUUGAUAUCUAAACAACUUCGGACGAACACAUUUGUAUUAUUAUUUGAAUUAUCACUCUUUGUGUCAUAAGCAUGUCUUUAGACCUUAAAACGCCCAAACUUUGUGUUGUGAAAUCUUCCCAGUAAUGCGCUGCUGUGGACGGCACCAUGUAGACUGGGAAAUAGCUGUUUGUCACGGCCUGUCAUACUUCACUACGCACGGUAGGCGGCAGAAAUAGGUCGCACUGGAUUCGCUCCACAAGAAGAAGAUCUAGAAAGAGGACUGGUGGAAGAUUCUGGAAGUCUUUUUUGUACACUGCACAAAAGGCGAGAAGGGAUUUCACCAUUUUUCACGAAUUACCGGUUUGAAGGCAACUAUGGUGAAAGAGACUGGGUUUUAUGAUAUGCUGGGUGUAAAGCCCAAUGCCAAACCUGAAGAGUUGAAGAAAGCCUAUCGUAAACUGGCAUUGAAAUAUCACCCAGAUAAAAAUCCAACGGAGGGGGAGAAGUUCAAACAGAUCUCCCAGGCAUAUGAGGUUUUGUCAGAUGCCAAGAAGAGAGAAGUGUAUGACAGAGGUGGCGAGAAGGCAAUUAAGGAGGGAGGAAGUGGAGGGCCAAGUUUUGGCUCCCCCAUGGACAUUUUUGACAUGUUCUUUGGAGGAGGGGGACGCAUUCACAGGGAAAGGAGAGGAAAGAAUGUGGUGCAUCAGUUGACAGUGUCAUUGGAGGACCUUUAUAAUGGAGCCACUAGAAAGCUGGCUGUCCAGAAGAAUAUAAUCUGUGAAAAGUGUGAAGGUCGGGGGGGCCGUAAAGGAGUGAUAGAAGUGUGUUCAGUGUGCCGUGGGGUGGGCGUACAGGUCCGAUUACAUCACUUAGCACCUGGCAUGGUACAGCAGAUAUCAACAGUCUGUGCUGGCUGUCAGGGACAAGGCCAACGACCCGGUCACCGUGACCGGUGCAAAACAUGUGCUGGUCGCAAGAUACUACGGCAGAAGAAGAUUCUUGAGGUGCACAUUGAUAAAGGUAUGAAAGAUGGACAGAAAAUAGUAUUCCAUGGGGAGGGGGACCAGGAGCCUGGCCUUGAACCUGGAGACAUUAUCAUUGUAUUAGACCAAAGAGCACAUCCAGUUUUCACCAGACAAAGAGAGGACCUCAACAUGAGCAUUGAGCUACAGUUGGUCGAGUCAUUAUGUGGUUUUCAAAAACCCAUCAAGACACUAGACAACAGAACUAUACUCAUCACAUCCCAUCCAGGGGAGUUGAUCAGACCUGGAGAUAAGAAAUGUGUUCUGAAUGAAGGGAUGCCUAUGCACCGUCGUCCAUUUGAGAAAGGCAAACUCAUCAUUCUUUUCAGUGUUGUCUUCCCUGAAGAAAACUUCCUCCCAUUGAACAAACUAAAGGAGUUAGAGCGAUUCUUACCUGGAAACCAAGCAAAUACUGAGCCUGAAGGCAUGGAUGACGACCUCUAUAUAUAUGCUGACCUUGAAGACUGUGACCUGACCCAUGAACGUCACCAAUACCACUAUAUAGAGGAGGAAGACGUUUACCCUGGUGGUGGUGUACAGUGUCAAACCUCAUAGAGAUUGCUUGUCUUUUACCCCCAGUUAAACAACAAAUGCCACCUCUGCUGGAACACAAAAAAUUUAAAAUAGAAAGGACCAGGAAAUACGUUUAUUACCUCUCAACUAGUUCUGUGCCUAGAAUAAGACCUCUUAGUGCCAACCUCUUGUGUCAUUGUUUGAAACGAUGUCCCCAUCCAAAAUUGGGAGCUGAUAAUUAGUGACAAAGUGAGGGGAUCUUUAAAAUGACAUCAAGCAGAGUUUUAAGACUGGUGCCACAGAGAAUUGAAGAAGAGUUUAUAGAUAUCAGUGUAGCAGUUUAAAAAGGUGGGGCGUUCAGCUAAGUAGUUUGUUCCAUAAUCCGAGAGAAAUUUAUCUUCAAGAUUUAUUAACAUUGAGGAUCAAGUUCUCAUCAUGAGUUGGACAAACCAUUAUAAUCUUUGUUGUAUUUUAUAUAUUGCAAAUUAAUUGUGUGUUAAAUGUAAGAUAAUUUGUUGAUCUUGUUAUUGUUGGACAUUUUCUAUAUGCUGCCAUCUGAAUGCUAAAUGUUUUUGUAGAACUAUUUGAACUAAUAGGGGAAAUAACUUCAUGGUUUAAAAUGAAAGAAAAAAAGUUGAAGUUCAAAAUAAUGGCAAACUGUGAAGAAGUGGGAACUCAAAAAGCCUUAUUUUGUAGAGCAUGCUACUGUUUAAUUUGCUUAUUACGUUAACCUACUUGUAUGUUGUCGACAGUGUACUGUCUGGCCAAAUAUCAACAUUUCACACCAGGGCCACUUCCAUUUAAUUUAAUCAUGUUUGAGACAUAACUGCCAAGGAUUUUUAAUGAAAAGGAGCAUUUUCAUGUUGCAUUUGUUUGAAGUUUAUUUAACAAUUCAGACUUCUAUUUAGUAACUUGAUUUUAAAAUGAAAAAUAAUAAUAAUCAAUGUUUGGAGAAAGUUAUACACCAUUCAAUUUUUAAAUAGUUUUGCAGCCAACGCGCACACCUCUGAUUUGAGAUCAAGUCUUUUGAUCGCUUUUAUGAAAGGGUUUUUUGCCACGCAUUUCUGUUAACACAGUCCUGCUCUGUCUACAUUUCAAGGACAUUAAUUUGGAGACUGUAAAUGCAGUUUUAUUUCUUUAUAAUGCUAUUCAUUUCUUUUCUCAUGUCUCCCUGCAGAAAAGUGUUCUGUACGAUAAUUUUAUUAUCUGUAUUGUCUUUGAAGAAUACUUUUAAAAAGUGUAAAAUUAUGACCAAUAACUUUGACAUUUGUAGUUCUAUUUAUAAAUUAAAUGUAACAAUGUUAUUCAUUUAGUCAGUUUUGUAUUUGGGGGUUGGAUGUUAGAUUUACUAUAUAAUACUACACUGCGUGCCCAAUUAUUAGGCAAGUGAGUAUUCUGAUCUUAUUAUUUUUAUGCACAUUUUUAAACUCCAAACCAUAUAAACUUGAAUGCUUGUUGGAUUCAACCAUUUUCAGGUGGUAUGUAUUUGUGUAAUGAGGGAGGGUGUGGCGAAAGUGACUAACAACUUAUAUCAAGGUGUGCAUAAUUAUUAGGCAGCUUCAUUGCCUCAGAUAAAAUGGGCCAAAAAAGAGAUUUAACACACUGAGAUGUAAAAUGACUUUCAGAUGGAUGCAACACUCUUGAAAUAGCUAAACUAUUGAGGCAUGACCACCGGACAAUCAAAGGUUUUGUUGAGAAUAGACAACGGGCAUAAAAAAAAACCCAUGGAGAAGAAACGGUGCAAAUUAACUACAAAAGACUUUAAUUAAAGAAUAAUUAAAUGUGAAGCUACCAUGAACCCAUUAUCCUCCAGUGCCACCAUAUUCCAGAACUGCAACCUACCUGGAGGGCCCAGAAGUACAAGGUGUCAAGUGCUCAGAGACAUGGCCAAGGUCAAGAAGGCUAAAACAGGACCGCCACUAAAUAUAUUCACAAGUUGAAGUGUCAAGAUUGGGCAAAUAAAUACCUGAAGACAGAUUUUUCAUAGGUUUUAUGGACUGAUGAAAUGAGAGUGACUCUUGAUGGACUAGAUGGAUGGGCCCAUGGCUGGAACACUAAUGAACACGGCAUCACUUCGAGUACGGCGCCAGCAAGGUGAAGGAUGGGUACUGGUAUGGGCUGCUAUCAUUAAGGAUGAGGUAUCUGGACCUUUGCUGAAGAUGGACUGAAACCCAACUCCCAAACAUAAUGGCAGUUUCUGGAAAGUACUUUCUUCAAGCAGUGGUACAGGAAGAAGUCUUUAUGCAGGACAAUGCUCCAUCACAUGCAUCCAAGUACUCCACUGUUUGGCUAGCCAGGAGAGCCUCAAAGAUGCCCAAAUAAUGACUUGCCCCUUCCUCACCUGACAAACUCGUGGGCCCAUCUGAAAUGUGAGAUUUACUGUGAGAGAAGACAAUUCACCUCUUUGAACAGCAUUUGGGAGGCUGUGGUUGCUGCUUCAGCCAAAGCUGAUUAUGAACAGAUAAAAAAAAACUGACAGAAUCCAUGGAUGGAAGGCUCAUGGCAGUUAUUGAAAAGGGUGGCUAUAUUGGUUUCUAAACAUUUUUGAAAGGCCAAAAAAAUUAUUUUUAAUUGUCAUUUUGUGUUACUUAUUUAUUGAAUAAACAAUUGAG
Molecule: messenger RNA, 5495 nt
Organism: Xyrauchen texanus (razorback sucker)
Lineage: Eukaryota; Metazoa; Chordata; Actinopteri; Cypriniformes; Catostomidae
Product: dnaJ homolog subfamily A member 1-like
Exons: 10
Coding region: 1723-2925 (400 amino acids)
Biological process (GO): response to heat; protein refolding
Cellular component (GO): cytosol; cytoplasm
Molecular function (GO): Hsp70 protein binding; ATP binding
Source: RefSeq, a predicted model, not a curated record